AUGAAUUAUACAAAUCCUCCACCAGCCUAUUCUGCUUUGCAGUUCCCUCAGUCUGAUCAGUUCCCAAAUGAAAAAGACAAUCUGAUCCUGGCGCCACAAGAAAGCGAGCCAGGCCUGGCAAAUGCCUCUGUUCUCAAUCGAGGUCUCCAGGUACCUUUUCGAUCAACGACAUGCUCCUCGGGAUUCGACUACCCAGAGGAAUUAGUCUCUUAUGGAAUCUCCAAAGACCAGUGGGCUCAGUUCACACAAACCAUCUGCCAAGAGGCUAAGCUUUCACGCCAGCAGUGGACAACGGUGAUUGGCAAGAGUCUGGGCGCCUUGGGCGUCGGAGGACUGAUGAUUGGAUUCUUGGGAGCGAUCCCUGCGGUCUUCAUUGCCCGUCUGUCAAAACGACGCCAGGAACAACGGAAUCUCAUCGCCGCGAUGGCAGGGGUAGACGGCAAUCAUCUCGCCCGCCACAUCACCCACUGGAAUGAGACAGUCUUCAGGCCUCGUGGCAUUCUGAUCCGGGUUGAUCUGCCGGAUGAAUACCUAGAGGAUAUGGAGGAUAUGGAUAUUAGCAAAAAUGGGUCCUCAAGUAAUACCCGCAAGGACCGGGUGAAGGCUUCACAGAAGGCAAGAAUUGUGAUUAUUCCUCUGAAUGAGAUCACAUCGGAAUAUGGUGUCUCAAGUUGA
This is a messenger RNA of Penicillium salamii, 675 nucleotides long. Lineage: Eukaryota; Fungi; Ascomycota; Eurotiomycetes; Eurotiales; Aspergillaceae. The record is from the annotation of a GenBank genome assembly.